CCCGCGCCGCGCGCUCGCCGGCUGGCUCUCCCACGCAGGCAGAAUGCAGCAGAGCCCGGGGAGCGUGUCUCCGGCCGCUGCCUGAAUGCACCCCGCUCCCGGGAGCUGGACGGCCCAGUAGGGCUCACGGGAGGAGGCUCCGCCGAGAGAGCCUGGACAGUUGAAGACGGUGCAGCCUUGAUACAUGUUGUAAGAAAUGGCAGUAGGAAACAAUACUCAACGAAGUUAUUCCAUCAUCCCAUGUUUUAUAUUUGUUGAGCUUGUCAUCAUGGCUGGGACAGUGCUGCUUGCCUACUACUUCGAAUGCACUGACACUUUUCAGGUGCACAUCCAAGGGUUCUUCUGUCAGGACGGAGACUUGAUGAAGCCUUACCCGGGGACAGAGGAAGAAAGCUUCAUCACCCCUCUGGUGCUCUAUUGUGUGCUGGCUGCCACCCCAACUGCUAUUAUUUUUAUUGGUGAGAUAUCCAUGUAUUUCAUAAAGUCAACCAGAGAAUCUCUGAUUGCCCAGGAGAAAACAAUUCUGACCGGAGAAUGCUGUUACCUGAACCCUUUACUCCGUAGGAUCAUAAGAUUCAUAGGGGUAUUUGCUUUUGGGCUUUUUGCUACUGACAUUUUUGUAAACGCCGGACAAGUGGUCACAGGGCACCUGACGCCCUACUUCCUGACGGUGUGCAAGCCCAACUAUACCAGCGCAGACUGCCGGGCGCACCACCAGUUCAUCAGCAACGGGAACAUCUGUACCGGGGAGCUGGACGUGAUAGAGAAGGCUCGCAGGUCCUUUCCCUCCAAACACGCUGCUCUGAGCGUUUACUCCGCCUUAUACGCCACAAUGUACAUCACAAGCACAAUCAAGACAAAGAGCAGUCGACUGGCCAAGCCAGUGCUGUGCCUCGGGACUCUCUGCACAGCCUUCCUGACGGGUCUCAACCGGGUCUCCGAGUAUCGGAACCACUGCUCCGACGUGAUUGCAGGCUUCAUCCUGGGCACUGCGGUAGCCCUGUUUCUGGGAAUGUGUGUGGUCCAUAACUUUAAAGGAGCACAAGGAUCUCCUUCCAAACCCAAACCCGAGGACCCCCGUGGAGUACCCCUUAUGGCUUUCCCAAGGAUAGAAAGCCCUCUGGAAACCUUAAGUGCACAGAAUCACUCUGCCUCCAUGACCGAAGUUACCUGAAACGGCUGAUGUGUCACAAGCUAUUUUUUUUUUUUU
Hippopotamus amphibius kiboko is the source of this 1210-nucleotide messenger RNA. RefSeq names its product phospholipid phosphatase related 1 (gene PLPPR1). Gene Ontology annotation, biological process: signal transduction; phospholipid metabolic process; phospholipid dephosphorylation. The transcript is spliced from 8 exons. Bases 197 to 1174 code for a protein of 325 amino acids. NCBI's taxonomy places the organism in Eukaryota, Metazoa, Chordata, Mammalia, Artiodactyla, Hippopotamidae. The record is from RefSeq and is a predicted model, not a curated record. Gene Ontology annotation, molecular function: phosphatidate phosphatase activity.